Molecule: messenger RNA, 337 nt
Organism: Rhagoletis pomonella (apple maggot)
Lineage: Eukaryota; Metazoa; Arthropoda; Insecta; Diptera; Tephritidae
Exons: 3
Coding region: 20-322 (100 amino acids)
Source: RefSeq, a predicted model, not a curated record
UUGAUAGCCGUUCGUAAAUAUGCUUAAUUACAUAUUUACAAUUAUGCGGAAGAUACGACGCCGUGUCGCCUAUAAAAUUGGCGCUUUACUAUCGGUACUCAUAGUGGUCCUUUUUCUGUUAUUUACUGGGCCAAAGGAAAUGGAUCGUAGUGAGAAAAUCUUAAUUAUUGAGCGCUCUAUACGUUCGCCUAUGAAUCGCGGUGAAUGUCGUCUGCCUCAGCUACCAUUAGAUGAUCCAGAAGUAAUGAAAUACUAUCAUCCUGUAGAAAAAAUUAAUUGUGGCAAUGUUCUCGACGACUGGGUAACUUGCGAGGUAAGCUGAAAUGCUAAUUUUAAA